Solanum lycopersicum (tomato) is the source of this 1356-nucleotide messenger RNA. RefSeq names its product U1 small nuclear ribonucleoprotein C-like. Gene Ontology annotation, biological process: spliceosomal snRNP assembly; mRNA 5'-splice site recognition; mRNA splicing, via spliceosome. Lineage: Eukaryota; Viridiplantae; Streptophyta; Magnoliopsida; Solanales; Solanaceae. Gene Ontology annotation, cellular component: U1 snRNP; nucleus. Gene Ontology annotation, molecular function: pre-mRNA 5'-splice site binding; zinc ion binding. The record is from RefSeq and is a predicted model, not a curated record.
UGAACAAAUGACCCGAAAAGAGUUGAGUGAGGACCCGAAUGUGGUUCUUCACUAAAUGGGCUAAACCAUUUGCCUUUCCAUACUAAAAUUUGGGCUAAUGGGCUUAAAAUGGGUAUUUACUAGAACCUUCUCGGCUUCAAUCCUGUAGUAGUCUUCCGAAUUCCAUUUUUGUUGCCGUCGAUUAAUCUGAAUUCUUAUCAGUUACAAUUCUCCGACGACCUUCCCGGAGGAUAACUUUUGUACAGAAUUCGCCAAUUUCAUUGGCAAAGUAACUUCUUUCCUUUUAUUAAAUCAAUGCCUCGGUAUUUCUGUGACUAUUGUGACACUUACUUGACACAUGAUUCGCCUUCUGUCAGAAAACAGCAUAAUGCCGGUUACAAACACAAGGCUAAUGUACGGUCUUAUUAUCUGAAGCUUGAGGAGGAGCAAACACAGAUUCUGAUAGAUCAGAAAAUCAAGGAGCGCCUUGGGCAGGCAGUAGCCUACCAGCAAAUAGGUGCAGCUUAUAAUCAACAUCUUGCUGCCUUCCCUGGUCAAAGACCCCGCCUACCUAUGAUGCCACCUCCUAUGCUGCCUGUUCCAGGAGUGAUGCCCCCACAAUUAAUGGCAGGUGCCAGACCUCCCAUUUUGCCUGUUCCAGUUCUUGGUGCUCCAGGUAUUUUAUUAUGGACUUACUGUUAUGAAGCACGCCCCACCCCCACAUUGAGGCAUUUUCGUUAUUCAGCAGUUCCUCCAACUGCACCAACUGCAGGGCAGAUGCCACCUGUUGCAUCCUUGCCGAUGCAACUCAAUGCUUUUCCAGCUCCUCCUGCACUGAAUCCCCUUGUAGGUGUUCCAGGUGGAGCCCCUCCACCUAGUGUAGGCAGCGCCCCUUUUCCUGCUACACAAUCAAUGUACCAGCCAAAUCCCAAUGGAAUUGCUGCCUCUUCUGCUAAUGAGACAACAACCAGCUAAGUUUGUACUCAAGCCAGUGAUAUUUUGACCAUCUUCUGUGUUCUCAGUAGGAUAUUAUGGCUUCUUAAGGCGUACCGGUACUGAACAUCAUCAAGUUCUCCUGAUAAUUGUAGAGAAGAGAGAACUUUUGCUUCUAGGAAGAAUAUCAUGUCCUUGAUCUGAUUUAAUGAGUAUUUGCUGGUUCUCAUGUAUUGUACCUUAAAUCUCAAAAAAGGAAACUCGGACUUGUUAGUGCUGAACUACUCUGCCAAUAACCCUUACACUAUGUUUGGAUCAUUGUUAUCCAUUGUAUUGUAUCGUUGUUAUACAUACAAUGUCUGUUUUGGUUGUUACUUAAAAUGCAUUGUACUGUAUUGUUAAAUUUCAUUGUUACGUAACAAUGGAAACUCCUAUUUUAUGAAA